Rotaria socialis is the source of this 1581-nucleotide messenger RNA. The record is from the annotation of a GenBank genome assembly. Lineage: Eukaryota; Metazoa; Rotifera; Eurotatoria; Philodinida; Philodinidae.
AUGUCUCAAUUUCAUCGACAAAAAAAUUAUUCAUCAACAUCAAAUCGUCAACAAACAUCCUCGUCAAAUAAUAAAUCACAAUCGAAUGCACCACAUAAUCAUCAACAUCAUCAUCGUUAUAUAUCACCACUUGAAAAACUCGACAAAUUGAAUAACAAAUAUAUUAGAAAAAAGGUCGACCAAAAUAACAAAUAUAAAACAUUAUAUGAAAAUGGUGAAUGUAGUAAAUUCGAACCAUCAUCAUCGACAUUUACGCAAUUUUAUAUAAAUCGUGAAACUUCAAUCGACGUCCUUAAUGAUCUAAUCGAUUACGCUUAUUGCAUUCAAAAUUAUUCUAUCGAUACAGAAGGUCAAUUACAACCACCACCUGCACCAUCUGAACCUGCUCUACUACAAAUACAAUUUAUGCAUGAAAAAGAUCCAUCAAUCAUCAUCUUAAUCGAAUUAUUUCAUUUGCCGCCUACAUAUUCUUCAAAAUUCAAUAAAAUCAAGCAAUUAUGUGAAAUAAUCUUAUCAUCAAAUAAUAUAAUUACUUGUUGGGGUCAUCCAAAAGUCGAAUUAAAACAACUUACUCGAUUUCACCUAUUUACCGAUGACGAUAUUAAUCGUAUAACACCGAAAAACACACAAGAUGAUUUUAAAAAAUGGUUCAAUCAGACGCACACAAAAUCAAUUCAUCGUAAAGACGCACUCAACGACAAAUACUCGUUGCAAUCCGCCAUAUUUUUGACGUUUAAUGAAUGGAUCGAUAAACACAUGACGCUUGGUGACUGGGGAUGCGGUCUUGACUUAUCGCUGAACACGUACUUAUCAUCAGAUAAUAUGCAAAACGAAAAAGAAAUACGUGCAUUGAUGACCACUUACGCCUGUAAUGAUUGUUUGGCCGUUGCAAAGCUGUACCAAAUGAUGGAAUCAUUUAAAUCAUCCAAAGUAAAAUUAGAAAAUCAUACUUUGACUGCUUUAGAUCAUGAACAAAUGGAAACAUCAUUACGGCUCGAACCAUUAUCAAGUAAUCAUAAUGAUACAGUUGCAGUUCAUGUAUUACAUGAACGGUAUACUGUCGAAAACAUCAUGGAAGUAGAUGAACCGAAGGUCGAUAUAGUAUCUCCGGUUCAUGAACAACGAAAUAACAUUCUAGAUGAACUAGAAGACAUUUCCGACCAUGAACUACCACGUUUACUCGAACAUCCAGUAUUACCACGUGAAGAAAUUGAACCAACAACAUCGACAAAUGAGUUACAAUUAAGUUCAACAACUCAUGGUAUAGCAUCUCGUUCAAAAUUAACUAAAACCCAACGUAACAAUUUAAAGAAAAGAGCAAAUCGAUACAAAUUCGAAAUUAUCCGCCAAAUAUAUACACAAUUUACAAUAACGAAUGUUAAGCAAAUACUGACUGACAUGAACAUCUAUUGGGUGAAUGUUAAUAUUGUUGGCAGUACAUUAUUUUUGGGCUUAAAAAACGACACCAUUCGUCAACGUGUCGAUCAACAACUACAGCAGGACAUGUUCACUAAAGAACACUAUGAACGUCUCGAAAAGAAACGUCAACGUCGUCGUCAACAUCAUAAUCAUCAUCAUUAG